Messenger RNA from Bombyx mandarina (wild silkworm), 2548 nucleotides. It is a transcript of the gene Ir21a, whose product is annotated as Ionotropic receptor 21a. Gene Ontology annotation, cellular component: membrane. The record is from RefSeq and is a predicted model, not a curated record. Lineage: Eukaryota; Metazoa; Arthropoda; Insecta; Lepidoptera; Bombycidae. Gene Ontology annotation, molecular function: ligand-gated monoatomic ion channel activity.
AUGGAUAGGAGAAGUUUGUACGGUCUUCUGUUCAUUUUUUAUAUCAUUUCAAGCCAAGAAAUAAUUUCUUAUCAUUCAGAAUCUCUUCUUAAAAACGCAUCGCGGAAUUUAUUGUGGAACAAAAAAAUUACGCCAAUUAUAAAAGAACAUAAUGAUUUUGCUUAUCACUAUGAAAGUGACAUACAUUUUGGUAAUCGAAUGAAAAAUGUUAAAUCUAAAAGAGCCGUCGAUCCAGUGUUUCACGGACACCCGAAGACCAGAGAGGAGUUAUGGUAUGAGCGCUUCUUAAAUAGGAGCAGUGUCUUUGAUCAAACUCCGUCGUUAAUAAAACUGAUACAGAACAUAACUCUGACCUACCUCAAUGGAUGUACGCCGGUUAUACUCUACGAUAGUCAAAUUAAACUGAAGGAAAGUUAUUUGUUUCAAAAUUUACUUAGAAACUUUCCGGUAUCGUUUGUCCAUGGGUACAUCAAUGAACACAGUCAAUUACAAGAACCGAAACUACUGCAGCCUGUUCAGGAGUGUUUGCAUUUCAUAAUUUUUCUCUCUGAUGUAAAAGUCAGCGCAAAAGUUUUAGGCAAACAGUCGGAGAGCAAAGUUGUUGUAGUCGCUAGAUCUUCGCAGUGGGCGGUACAUGAAUUCUUAUCUAGUUCAUUUUCAAGAGGAUUUAUCAAUUUAGUAGUCAUCGGACAGAGUUUCAAAGAAGACGAUGAUUCAACUAUAGAAUCACCGUAUAUAUUAUACACUCAUAAAUUAUACACGGAUGGAUUGGGUGCAAGUAAGCCCGUCGUUCUCAAUUCUUGGUCUCAUGGAAAGUUUUCGAGGAAUGUAAAUUUGUUUCCACCAAAAAUGACAGGGGGGUAUGCGGGACAUAGAUUCGUCGUAGCUGCAGCCAAUCAACCACCUUUCGUUUUUAGAAGAAUAAAAUCUGAUCUCGAUGGUGGAAAUCCAAGAGUGGUUUGGGAUGGAAUUGAAAUAAGGUUGUUACAUUUACUAGCCGAGAAAAACAAUUUUUCUAUAGAAAUUGUAGAGCCUCAAGAACUUCAUUUAGGGUCAGGUGAUGCUGUUGCCAAAGAAAUAGCCAAAGGUCGGGCAGACAUUGGCGUAGCUGGAAUGUAUCUCACUAUAGAUAGAACCAGAGAAAUGGAUGUCACAUUUGCGCAUUCUCAAGAUUGUGCUGUUUUUAUUACACUUAUGUCCACAGCUUUGCCACGGUAUCGGGCGAUUCUUGGUCCUUUCCAUUGGCAUGUCUGGGUUGCUUUAACAUUAACAUACCUGUUUGGUAUGUUUCCUUUGGCUUUUUCUGAUAAGCAUACCCUGAGACAUCUGAUUAAUAAUAGUGGCGAAAUAGAAAACAUGUUUUGGUAUGUCUUUGGUACCUUUACAAAUUGCUUUACGUUCCUCGGCAGAAAUUCAUGGAGUAAGACCGACAAGAUCACUACUAGAUUACUCAUUGGAUGGUACUGGAUUUUUACAAUAAUUAUUACAAGUUGUUACACUGGCUCCAUUAUAGCAUUUGUGACGUUACCAAUGUUCCCGGAAACUGUUGAUAGUAUUCACCAAUUACUAGCUGGUUUUUACAGAGUUGGAACUUUAGAUCGGGGUGGCUGGGAAAGAUGGUUCCUCAACUCAUCAGAUCCUAAUACAAAUAAGCUCCUAAAGAAAUUGGAGUUAGUACCCAAUGUCGAGGCUGGAAUCAUGAACACGACCAAAGCAUUCUUUUGGCCGUACGCCUUUUUGGGAUCAAAAGCUGAACUUGAAUAUAUUGUGCAAUCUAAUUUUACGAAAACAACAUCAAAAAGAGCCGUCCUUCACAUUUCUAAUGAAUGCUUUGUACCAUUUGGAGUUACUAUUGGAUUUCCAAAUAAUUCCUUGUAUACAGCCAAACUGAAUAAUGACCUAAGAAGGAUGGUACAAAGUGGCAUAGUAGAUAAAAUAGUAGACGAAGUCCGUUGGGAAAUGCAAAGAAGCAGUACUGGGAAAUUACUUUCAGCAGUUGGAGGUUCUUUGAAAGUAUCUGCAGCUGAAGAGAAAGGAUUGACCUUAGAAGACACUCAAGGCAUGUUCUUACUAUUAGCAGCAGGCUUCCUCAUAGCAGCAACGGCACUUAUAUCCGAAUGGAUUGGCGGAUUCUCUAAGCUAUGUAGAUUCAGAAAGAAGAAAAACACGCUUGUAAAUUCUAGUACCAAAGAAGAUUCAAUAAAUAUGCCACCAACUGAGAGCAAAGAUUUUAAAACAGAGACAGAAAGUGUUCUCCAUUUUUGUUCAAGAUCUACUAGCCCUGGUUCUAAUGAAUCCUUAGACGGACAAAUUAUAAAUGUAACAGAAGAAAGUAUAGAAAUUCAUAAGCAAUUUACCUCUGAAUGGGAUUCUAGAAGAUCUAGUUCAGUCGAUUUGGAGAAAGAAGUGAAGGAAAUAUUCGAAAGAGAUCUGAGGAGACGUGGUGCUGCUUUAAAUAAUUGUCAGGAUGUUGUUCUUGAAACUCGGCAAAGUACUGCGUCGAAUAAUGCUUUUGGGGAUGCUGUUAAAUAAAUUGCAGAGGCUUAUU